AUGCUGCAGGAAGAGAACUCAGCUUUUUCGGAGGAGGAGGAGGUCGGUGGCGCCCGCGCACAGCCGCUGCCCCCCAUCAUCACAACCCCAGCAGCAGCAGCAGCAGCAGCAGCAGGAGUUGUCACCAACGUCACCGCAGCCGUCGUAAUGCCCGCUGUCUCGUCUUCCUCCGCAUCACCGUCGUCAUCGUCGCAGCAGCAGCAGCAGCAGCAGCAGAACAGCAAGACGGACAUCGAAAAAGAGGAGGCAGCCGUCUCUGAUAACCAGCCGAUUCGUCGCGCGCGAAGUGGCACGGGAAGCGCGGACGAUACCCGCGAGAGCGCCUUCGCAGUGGCAGCGGCGGUAAUGCAACAGGAAGAAAACGAUUAUGGCGACGGCGGCGCGACCUCCUUCUUCAUCCGUGCCGCCGACCCGGCAGAUGCCCCAGCAGGGACGGAUGCAUUUGCGGAUCCAGAACACCGCAGCGCGUGUGUAAGAGGUCACAAUGAUGAUAGUAACUGUAAGCAGCAGCAAGCGGAAGGUUUCCGUCCACUUGGCUCGAUCGGUGCGUCCUCUGCUGCCAUGCGGGAAGCAGCGUUGGAUGAGGAGCUGCUGGACAACGACGACGGGGUGGUGCGCAUGGUCCGUUCGAUCUCCUCGCACUCGCGCAGCGGCCUGCACUCUCGCGGUCCGCCUCUCGCCUCGGUGAUGGAGAUACCGCCGUCCGCAACAACACCAGCAGCAACGGCGUUGGCUCCUGCUGCCGCGCUCACUACCUCCUCUUUUGACGCGCAAGAGGAGGCGUUGUGGUCGCGUGGACUGGCGCGGCCGGCUUCACAGGAAAGCAUCUCCUUCACGAUUCGCUCCUCCUCUUCCACCUCUUCCGUAUCGUCUCGCUCGAGCAAGGCGAGAGGAGAGAUUGUCGUGGAAGGUCAUCGAGCAUCACCGGUCACCGCCGUGGAUGCUGCUUCGGCGGCGGCGGCGGCACGGCAUGCGAACGUAAUCGCCAAUGAGCAGCAGCAACAGUCACAGGCAUCUCUGUCUCGUGCGGACGACGGCGACAACAACAGUACCGGUCCGCUGCCGUCCGCCAACGACGAUCGCGCCAAUCGGCGGCUGAGUGCGUCGGGGUCGCUGCACUCCUCGCCGGCUGCUGUAACGCUCUGGGGCGUGCACCGCGACCUGCGCCGCAAGCGCAUAAAGAAGGUGAGCCAUUACAUCCUCGGCUCGCUGCUCGGGGAGGGCGCCUACGGCGUUGUGCGGGACUGCAUCGACAUCAACACCGACAACGUCAAUCGUCGCUUUCAGCGAUGUGCGAUUAAGAUUGUGAAUGGGCGGUACGCGAAGGCGGAUAUGCCGGCGAUCUUCGGUCAUCGUCACAAUAGUAGUAAUAAUUAUAAUAAAGACAAUAACAAUAGCAGCCAAGACGGCGAUGACCCCUUCUCGCUCAACGCCGAUGUGAUGUCCCCGCUGUCCACGCCGCUGCGUGGCGGGCUGAAGCGGACCUCCGGCAACGGCGUCGGCACUGAUGGGAGCAGCGGUGGCAUGCGGUAUCAUCGCGAGGAGGAGCAAAAGCAUCAGGACAUGUUCCAGCGCGAGAUGCGGAAUCUGCAGCGCUUCCACUGCAAGAACAUCAUGCGCGCCCUCGACAGCUUUACGCGCUACAGCAAGGAGUACGUUGUGCUGCCCAUUGCGAUCUGCAGCGUGCAGCAGCUCGUGCGGCAGCUCAUGCGCACUCGCUGGCGGGAGGCGGUGCGGGAGUGGCGACGGCGGCAGCGGAGGGCACAGCGAAAGCAUGAGCAAAUGGCUUCGGUGGCGGGCGCUGGCGUGAGUGGUGCGGCGGAGAACGGCACACAGGACGUGCUUUCGUCGUCUUCUUCGCAGCAGCAGCAGCGUGGGCUGCCGAUGGUGCUCUCCACGGUAGACACGCUCGACUUCGAUGAUUUAACAUUCAUGAUGGCCGACGCGAGCGACUUCGAUGACGAAAGCGCAACGAGCAGCGACGACGACGACGGCGAAGACGUCACCACCGCCGCCAGCGCCAAUCCGAAUUCCGCAACGGCGGUCCACACGAACGCACGGGGCCACGCGAUCAGCAUCCGCAGCAACGGCAACAACAACGACGAUGGUGAUGACCGGCACAACAGCGGCAGCUUCAGCGAUCGCGACGAGGACCGCCACCACCACCACCGCAGCGAGUCUAACAGAGGUCUCGCCGGUCGCAGAGGGACGCAGACAAACUCCACCGCAAACGCCGGCGGCGACAGCGGCACUCAUCGCCGCGGACUGCCGCGGGUGUCCUCGACGGCGUCGAACAGCACUACGACCACCACAACUCGCACGAUUGACAGCUAUGAAAACGAAAAUGGGGACGGCAGUGAGGUGCGUGGCGUGCCGAGGCCACAGCAGCGCGGUGGUGGUGGUGGUGGUGUUGGCGGCGAGGAGGAGUCGAGCGACCUCAGCUCCCGCGGUGCCCGUUACAAGAACAAUAGCAAUGCCAGUGUGGGCGGCAACAACGUCCACGUGAUGAGCGCGACGCCGACCGGGCACGACUGCGGACUUUUCCCUUCUCCGCUCCGUGAAAGCGGCGUGUGUCCUCCGUCUGGAGACGGCGGUGGUGGUGGCCACCGAGCUGAGAAGUCAAGCAGCAACGUUGCCGCGGCGUCGUCCACCACCGUUGUGGUGCCGACGAUUACCGUGGCGAAGAACGGCACGGCCGUCUCACAGAAUGCACCACGAGUCGUGGACGACAGCCGUCCGCACCUCGCGUACCCGAUGUGCUCCACGACCCUCCUUAAGGGCAUCUUUUAUCAGGUCAUCUGCGGGGUGAACUACCUGCACCAGCAAGGCCUGGCGCACAACGACAUCAAGCCGUCUAACAUCCUGCUCUUCGAGGACGGCUCCGUGAAGCUGGGCGACCUCGGCAGCGUGAGUGAGGCCUACAACGACCAAGGCACCCCCCUCUACGCGUCGCCGGAGCUGUGCAAGUACUUCUACGGCGCCGUCACGCCGCCGACGUCCUUCUCGCAGUCGACGGAGGCCGUCGGGCGAGACGCGGCGCAGCCCAGUGACAUGUGGUGUUGCGGUCUCCUGCUCUACUACCUCAUCACCGGUAAGCCCGGGCCACUACCCGUGCAGAUUCGGUACUUCCAGUCGCUGCACAGCGUUCAGUGCCACACGCGCAGUGACGACGUCCAUCACGCGGCGGAGGAGGAGCCGAGCCGGGGAUCGGCGGCAGGGGCUGCGGGGACGGAGCCGGCCUCGGUGUACGCACACGCGUCACCACCACCACCAACACCGCCCGUCGUCACAACGCGCUACCAGCUCUAUCGAGAGAUCGCCUCGCGAACGGCGCCGGUGGAGUUGCGCGGGCUUCCGGACAUGAUCCCCCCGGACGUGGGCGGCGGUGAUGACGCGGACGGAGGCGCAGGAACGGCAGCCGCGGAUGACGGCAACAACGACAGCGAAAGCAAUAAGCCCUCGUCCGCUGCGCUUUACCCUUCGAACAGUGUCCGACACUUACUGGCCGGUCUGCUCGAGCUCGACCCGCGACGUCGACUCACCGCGGAGCAGGCGCUGCGCCACCCGUGGCUACGCAUGGCCUUUUGCGUGAAGUCGAGCGACAAGGGCGGUGAUGAGUGCAGCGGGAAUGGAAGCCACAAUCCAAAAAUGACGAGCGGUAGUAGCAAGCGAAGCCACAAGAGCAGUUCACCGGACCUGCACGGUGCUGAGGACAGCAACGGCCUUCUCCAGUGUAAGAAGGAUAGUAAUACCAGCGGCGCCGCGCACACCACCGCGCGCAAGACACCGUCGAAGCAGGCGAUGGAGGACGCGAUUCAGCGCGACGUCGCCCGCCGCGUCACCGAGUCGCGCCACGUUCAGCGGAUGUUGAUGCUGGACCGGCAGCGGCACUUACAGUUCGUCGCGGACUGCUGCAACACGUUGAACCUCAAUAUCCCACCGGAGAUCAUCCGGGUGCAGCCGGCGGAGCCGUACCGGGAAGAUUUCGGCGUGCCAGCAGCGCACCUGGCGCACGCGCGGGUCGGGGCGUCGUUGAGCUCUCACCCCUCUGCGCAGCAGCAGCAGCAGCAGCAGCAGCGGGGAGGUGUAACGGCAGCAGCCGCGGCAGUGGCGGCCGCGAUCGCCGGAGGUGGUGGUGGUCGUCAGAGCGCACGUGGGAACGGUACAGGGCGGAGCAGCACAAACAGCAGCGUCAACCACAGCACUAGUGGGACUGCAGAUGCGGUCACUGGCACGGUCGUGCAGGGCGCAAUGAUGCCGGCGGUCAUGCCACCGGGCUGCGUCGACACGGAAUUGUUUCUCCCGCACACCGAGGAGGACUACUACGAGCAGAAGAGCGGCAAGUCGGAGUUCGACGUGCGGGUGCUGCGGCGCAGGCCGCUGCUGAUGGCGCAGCUGGAUGAGUACUUCCACAACGUCGUGUUGGUGCAGUGUGGGUAUCGGACCGGUCCGGACCCGUACUACCAAGCGAUGCGGGUGCGUGCGGUGCCGCUGGAGGAUGAAGCAGGAAGUAGCGUCGGUGGUCGGCGUCGCCGCAAUCGAGUCAACACACAGCAGCCCUCCGUCGUGAUCUUACCGGGUGCAAGCAGCAACGCCUAUCGUCGUAGCCCGUCCGCCAGCGUGGCACAGAUCACCAGUGACGUCCUCAGCGUUGAUGGUGGCCUGGCGGGAGACACGGCGGAUGUGUUGGUGGAGGAUGUGUGGGGCGCAGGGCCGCGACAUCAACCGCGUGUGUACGUGGACGAGAACGGCAACGUGGUCAGCGCUGCGACCCACUACGCAGCUCCGACGGUCACCGCUGACGUUGCGACGGCUGCUGGUCGUGUCGGCGGCGACGAGAAUCGGCGCAGUGCCACCGCCGGGAAUGGUCGUGACAGCAGUCGUGCUGCAGCCGCUGCCGCCUCUUCUUCGUCCGCGUUGCCCAGCUCCAGCAAUCCGUCCCUUCGGCGCAGCGUAACGCCGCUCUCGGCGCAAGCUGCCGCCGCCGCCACCUCCGGUCCCUCUUCCGCGAACAAUAAUAAUAACAGCAUUACCCGCUCCUCCGGUGCAGGCCGCCCUGUCGUUGCCGCUUCUGCAAACAGCAACAAUCGGCGUGGCAGCCAUGAGAGAGUGGACGCGCAAGAGGUGAUGGGUACCGCCGUCGUGAACACAGCCCGUGCGAGUGUGAUGCACAGUGGUGGCAACCGCAGUGCUGGGCGUCACGGCAGCGGUAGCGGCAACAACCGCAAUCGAAGUUCGCGGGAUGCGAGUGACUCCGCCUCGGAGGCGGAGCAGAACGUGGCCGUGCGGGAAAGCUCGAAGUGUCUGUGUGGGUUGAUGUAA
Messenger RNA from Leptomonas pyrrhocoris, 5322 nucleotides. RefSeq names its product putative protein kinase. The coding region runs from base 1 to 5322 and encodes 1773 amino acids. Gene Ontology annotation, molecular function: protein serine/threonine kinase activity; ATP binding. NCBI's taxonomy places the organism in Eukaryota, Euglenozoa, Kinetoplastea, Trypanosomatida, Trypanosomatidae. Gene Ontology annotation, cellular component: cytoplasm; autophagosome. The record is from RefSeq and is a predicted model, not a curated record. Gene Ontology annotation, biological process: autophagosome organization; autophagy; peptidyl-serine phosphorylation. The transcript has a single exon.